This is a messenger RNA of Porites evermanni, 594 nucleotides long. NCBI's taxonomy places the organism in Eukaryota, Metazoa, Cnidaria, Anthozoa, Scleractinia, Poritidae. The record is from the annotation of a GenBank genome assembly.
AUGGCAAACUCUACUGUUGAUAUCAUGUCUGGUGGGUUGGAGAGUGACGAAGAAUCCUCACCUUUCGAAACCCCUGUAAUCAUACUGAAUAGUGUCCUCAAUGCUCUACUGAUACCAAUAUGCAUCGCUGGCAAUGUUUUGGUACUAGCCGCCAUAUGGAGAAAUCCAUCCCUACACACUCCGUCUACCAUUUUGCUGUGCAGUCUUGCUGUUUCUGAUCUUUUCGUUCGGUUUCUUGUUCUUCCAGUUAACAUUGCCAUCGCCCUUAUACCGCUUUCUCGUGACGGUUAUCUCUCAUGUCUGUCACAAGCAAGGAUCUUCCUCAAUAUUCAACUCUGCGGUGUUUCCCUUGAAACAAUGACAGCCAUUAGCGUGGAUCGAUAUUUGGCCCUACGAUAUCACAUGCGAUAUCCAAAUUUGAUGACCUCUAAACGUGCAACGUACGUAGCAGCAACAUUUUGGUGUAAAAACGUCAUUUUAUCACUGAUUAGCAUUUGGAAGAAAAAUACUAUUCUUCUUGUUGCAGUUGUCUUUGUUGCCUUAUGUCUUUUCAUUUCUUCAAUAACUUACAGUGCAAUUUAUCGAAUCAUUUGA